Messenger RNA from Neohortaea acidophila, 384 nucleotides. RefSeq lists its product as uncharacterized. Lineage: Eukaryota; Fungi; Ascomycota; Dothideomycetes; Mycosphaerellales; Teratosphaeriaceae. Gene Ontology annotation, cellular component: nuclear pore central transport channel. The transcript has 4 exons. Bases 1 to 384 code for a protein of 127 amino acids. The record is from RefSeq and is a predicted model, not a curated record. Gene Ontology annotation, biological process: protein import into nucleus.
AUGGUACACAACCUGACCAGAUCCCCAGAGCAAUUCGUCGAAUUCUACUACAAGACGUUCGACCAGGACCGAACAGCGCUCGCACCCCUCUACAGAGAUGAGUCGAUGCUCACAUUCGAAGCCACUCCUUGCCAGGGCGCACCGAGCAUCAUCGAGAAGCUCAAGGGUCUGCCUUUCUCUCAGAUCGAACACCAAGUCAGCACGGUCGAUGCACAGCCGAGCAAUACGAGUGGCGGAAUCUUGGUUGUGGUGAGCGGAGCGUUGUUGGUCGAAGCAGAGAAGCGGCCGAUGAGCUAUACGCAGACUUUCCAACUCCUGCCCAACGGACAAGGGAGCUAUUUCAUCUUCAACGACUUGUUCCGAUUGGUCUACCCGGCUGCAUAA